This is a messenger RNA of Tachysurus vachellii, 654 nucleotides long. Its product is annotated as C-X-C motif chemokine 11-6-like. NCBI's taxonomy places the organism in Eukaryota, Metazoa, Chordata, Actinopteri, Siluriformes, Bagridae. Gene Ontology annotation, molecular function: chemokine activity; CXCR chemokine receptor binding. The record is from RefSeq and is a predicted model, not a curated record. Gene Ontology annotation, biological process: cellular response to lipopolysaccharide; inflammatory response; neutrophil chemotaxis. The transcript has 4 exons. Gene Ontology annotation, cellular component: extracellular region. The coding region runs from base 50 to 331 and encodes 93 amino acids.
GUUCAGUUGUUCUAAUCUCAUCAGAAGUGAGCUCAGGAGCAAGAGGAAAAUGAAGGCUGCUGCGGUUUUUCUUGUGUUUGCCUGUGUACUUAUUCUUCAUGUAGAAGGACAGGCCAAGACCAAUGUAAGGAGGUGUUUGUGUCUGGGUCGUGGUUCGAACUAUAUUCCUCCAACAAUUAUAGACAAGAUUGAAAUUUAUCCUCGUAGCGCAUCGUGUGAAAAUGUUGAAAUGAUAGCUGUUCUGAAGAAUGGUAGAGGUAAAAGAUGUUUGAAUCCAGAAUCCAAAUUUGUGAAGAAUUACAUCUUGAAGGCCAGGCUUCAAAAGACUUAACUGGAGGGAAAAAGUGCUCACUGGACAUGGAAAAAUAUCUUUUUUUUUAAAAUUGUAAUUUAUUUUCCCAUUGUGUUUUGUUGCAUUGUGCUAUAUUUAUGUAAUAUUUUAUUUCUGAAAAGAAAAGAAAAAACACCACUCUUAAUAGCUGAAUGUUUAAUUUAUUCAGUGUUCCACUGGGUAUUGCAGGAUCAACAUACAGUACAUUUAUCUAUUGAUGAAUCUUUGUAAUAUCAUUCUUUGUAUGUUGUCUUGAUUUUGUUAUUGUGUUGUGCAUUUCACAUAUUGAAACAUCUGAAAGAAUGCUGGCAUUCUCAGGAUUG